CUUUUGACGUGUGUGAUUCCAUUCUUUUCUUUAGUUAGAUCCAUUUUCUAAACAACACCUAAAAGGAACACAUGUUUUGCAAAUAAUAUUUUAUAGUGAAGUUUUUCUGCACCAGAAAUUGCAAUUAAGUCUCCAAAAAUGCCGAAGACAAAGAAGAAGUUCAUCGAUAAAAAGAGGGCAGUAACAUUCAGUUUGGUACAUAGAUCUCAGAGGGAUCCUUUAGCGGCAGACGAGACUGCGCCCCAGCGGGUCUUGGUGCCUGUAAACGCAAAUGUACCGCCACGGAAAGAGAAAGAUCCUGAGCUUACACCAGAGCAGAGGCGGGAAGAGCAAAUGAAGUAUGGCAUUUACUUUGACGAUGAUUACAACUAUCUACAACAUCUCAAGGACACUAAAGAGGUCACUAUGGUACUGCAGCCGAAAAGUACACACAAAGGUAAAGAAAAGUCCCAAAAGCCAUCUGCCGAUGAGGAAACAGAUCGGGAGACAAACAUCACGGACACUCUGAAACUGCCGAGCUCUGUGUUCGCUUCAGAAGUUGAGGAAGAUGUAGGGCUGCUGAAUAAAGCUGCGACACAAGGAUUAUGCCUUGAUUUGGAUCCGGAGGUGGUGGCAGCUCUAGAUGAAGACUUUGACUUCGAUGACCCAGAAAACCAGUUGGAGGAUAAUUUCAUUGAACUGGCCAUGGCUGAAGGGUCUGCAGAAGAUGAAGAGUGUGAUGAUGAUGACGGCAGUGUGUCCGGUGAUGACAAUUCAGAUAAAGCGUUUGCUUCGGACCUAGACUCCGAUGACGAUAGUGACUCAAAGGGCCAGCGGUUUGGCCGUAUGCCCUGGGAGGACUACAAAGACGACACGAAAUCUAGAUUCUCCGAAUACUCCAUGUCUUCCAGCGUCAUCAGGAGGAACCAGGGGCUUUCACUACUGGACGAUCGGUUUGAAAAGAUGUACGCAGAAUACGAUGACAUCGAACUAGGGCCGUUAGACCUGGACGAAAUCGAGGGGUUCAUGCCGGACUCCCAUCGUAUGCUGCUGCAGGCGGCCGAGGAGUUCGAGGAGUCCAAGAGGCGGCAUCAGCUCGACAAGGAGAAGGAAAUAGCGAGAAUGCGUCGCCUGCAAGAGAUCGAGGAAGAGUCUGAAGAUGAAAUGGUCACAGUGGAGGUGGAUCAGAAGGAGAAAUGGGACUGUGAGACCAUAUUGUCCACAUAUUCGAAUCUGUACAACCAUCCUAAACUCAUUGAAGAACCUAAGAAGCCGCACAAGAUCCAAAUCAGUUCCAAGACUGGUCUUCCCAAAGACACGCUGGGCAAAGACAAUAAGCUGACGAUGAAGUCGCUGGCCAAAUUCAACGCUAUGCAGGAUGAUGAUGAUGGUGAAGAUGAUGAUGCCAGGACCCAUGCGGAGUCAGUACUGUCCACGCUUAGUGUACUCUCUAUCAGACCAAAAGAUGAGUCCCCAGAAGAGAAGCGAGAAAGGAAACGUCUGUUAAAAGAGUACAGGAAAGAAAGAAGAAUAGAGAAGAAGGCCAAUAAAGAAGCCUUCAAAGAGGAGAAGAAACGCCAAGAGAAGAUCAUGUUGAAUAACAGAAACAAUGUGCAAGGGAAUAGAAUAUUAUAAAUAGUUAUCAAAA
Messenger RNA from Amyelois transitella, 1627 nucleotides. It is a transcript of the gene LTV1, whose product is annotated as protein LTV1 homolog. Gene Ontology annotation, biological process: ribosomal small subunit biogenesis; ribosomal small subunit export from nucleus. The transcript is spliced from 11 exons. The record is from RefSeq and is a predicted model, not a curated record. The coding region runs from base 139 to 1614 and encodes 491 amino acids. NCBI's taxonomy places the organism in Eukaryota, Metazoa, Arthropoda, Insecta, Lepidoptera, Pyralidae. Gene Ontology annotation, cellular component: preribosome, small subunit precursor; nucleus; cytosol.